This is a messenger RNA of Aspergillus bombycis, 1650 nucleotides long. RefSeq lists its product as uncharacterized. The transcript is spliced from 3 exons. The record is from RefSeq and is a predicted model, not a curated record. NCBI's taxonomy places the organism in Eukaryota, Fungi, Ascomycota, Eurotiomycetes, Eurotiales, Aspergillaceae. Gene Ontology annotation, molecular function: DNA binding. Bases 1 to 1650 code for a protein of 549 amino acids. Gene Ontology annotation, cellular component: nucleus.
AUGAUAUUCCUCGCCUCUGCUGCCAUGGACACAGAGAGCACACACGCCCAAGAUAACGACUAUACCCAGUCGCCUUGGUUGGAUUUGGGCGGUUUCAGCCCUUCCCAACAGUCACCGCCGCUUGAUUACCAUGGAUUUGGGUACGGCAUGCUGCCUUUGGAGUCGGCGUACGGGGUGUCUGUACCACCCCCGUAUGCAUCACUCCCAUUAACUAUGCCCUCGAAUACGUGGCCCAGUAUGAUGUCGACUCACCCUCAGCACCCUUUUCCAGAGGGAAGCGUGCCGCCUGUACCCAUACCGCCAGCGGUAUCGCCAGUCACACAUAACCCACCACCGCCGCCGCCUCCACCGCCGCCGCCUCGCAAGUCAUCAACGAGUAACUCGACACCGCGGAGGACGCUUACGGAUGAUGAUCGUCGGCGCAUGUGCCUGUAUCAUGAAGAGAACAAAACCGCCAAGCAAACAGACAUUGGAGCGAUAUUUGGAGUGGAACGAAGUACGGUGUCGAAAGUGCUACGUCAGAAAGAGAAGUAUCUCAACCCCGAUGAUGGAACACGUUCCCCCAUCAAACGAGCCAAGGGAAGAGUUCCCGAUAUAGAAAAGGCUCUUUCUAAUUGGGUGAGAAACUACCAGCGUCACGGCUAUCCCCUCAGUGAUGAGAUGAUCAGGGAAAAAGCUCUCUUCUUCGCCAACACAUGUGGUAGUUCCGAUGGCAAAGAAAAAGUGUUGAGCACAAGCUGGCUGGAAAAGUUCAAACACAAAAAUAACUUGAUGGGUUUGAAGUCCCGAAAGAGCUCUUUCAGCGCCAAGAGUGAUUCGGAAAGCCCUAGGCGUCUGAGUAUAAACUCGGCGAUAGCAUCUGCCAUACAGUCACCCAGCGUCCUUUCGCCUAUCUCUCCCACGGGGUUUGCUACCCCUUCGCCGUUAUCACCCACCCAGAGCCAGGAGAACUUCGGGCCCGAUAGUCUAUGUGAUCUUCUGGGAGACUAUCAAAACACGCACACUACAAGUACCAUCUCUAUUGAUACCACAUCUUCUGUCUCCGCCAGCGUGACCAGUCCAACAUCAGCACUAGUGGCAGACAGCCCUUUCACCCCCGCUAGUCAAUCACACAACUCAUCUAUGGAUAGCAAUCCGAAUAGACCACGGAGCCAAACGUUCCCUUUCAUUGGUGUCGAUCCCAGUGUUUUGUUACCUGAUGAACAGCCUGAUCAGAUUUCACCUAAGACUGGACCGCAGCAAGCCUCUUUACAGGAAUCACCAAUUAUGGAUGAGUACAACCCAAAGGCUAUUCCUAGCCUCGAUACCUCGUCCAGCACAAUCAAGCGCAACCGCAGCAAUCCGGAAAUCAAGACGAAAUCAAUUUAUCCGCCACUGUUUCCGAAGUCAACUACAGUUUCGCCUGUAAGUUCACCUGGCUCGCCAACCCAGGAUGAAGCUCGGAGGGCCCUAGAAUUGGUGAUGAACUAUUUCGAGCACCAACCCACCGGUCUCGGAGCUCAAGACUAUUUGACCAUUGGAGGGCUAAUGGAAAGGUUGGAACUCGCAAAGUCCCAGCAGACUACGCUCCCUGGGGGUCUUACUCGCAUUGACGAGCAUGACGACGGUCCACAUUUACACAAAAAGCGAAGUAUUCGCAGCCUUGGUUAA